Messenger RNA from Cordyceps militaris CM01, 798 nucleotides. RefSeq lists its product as uncharacterized. The transcript has a single exon. The record is from RefSeq and is a predicted model, not a curated record. Bases 1 to 798 code for a protein of 265 amino acids. Lineage: Eukaryota; Fungi; Ascomycota; Sordariomycetes; Hypocreales; Cordycipitaceae.
AUGGGCUCGCUGUGGAUCGAUCACAUUCGUCCGACUAUCUCUACAACCAUAUUUCCAUUUUCCAAACAUCCACCUGUCGCAAUGUCUACCGCCCUCCACACCAUCGACCACAUCUAUCUCCGCGUCCACAACGCCGGCGUCGUCCAUCAAGAGCUCGUCGAAAAAGCCGGCCUGCCCGUCGCCUGGCCCUUUUGCUCCGUCGCCGACGGCCUAGCCAGCGGGGCCGUGUCGCUCGGCAACCUCAUCCUCGAGCUCGUGCAGGUCGACACGGCGUGCACUGCGCUGCCGUUCAUCCCAACCUACGGCGUCGCGCUGGCGCCCGGGUCCACACUGGAGGACAGUCGGGCCUGGGCCGCGGCGCGGGACAUUGAGAUGGAUGCCGACGACAGCUUCUACGGUUCCGGCGAUCAGCUGCUCUGGACACGCGCCGCGCUCCCACAGCUCAGCGGCGACACCCUCGACACCUUCUUCUGCCACUACACGGCCGACCAGUGGCCGCUGCGCGCGGGUGCCGGCGAGCAGCUCGCCCGGAGCGAGGGCGGCCCCCUCGGCAUCACCGGCGUCGAGGCCCUGAUUGUGACAUCGGCCCGCUGCCGCCUGCCGCAGACGGCGGAGACGUGGAGCCGCAUGGCCAUGGACCGCGGGGACAGGGGCGGGCCGGCGGUGCGGGUCGUCGCUGGCGAGGACGAGGGCCUGCAGGGCCUGACGAUUCGUGUGCGGGAUGUCGAGGCGGCUGAGCGCAAGUUCAAGGAGCUGCUGCCUCAUUUUCCAGAUUCGCUGCGGUGGCAGUUCAUCUAG